UUGUCUGUUUGUUUGUUUGUUUGUUUGUUUGUUUGUUUGAUGCAGCCAUAAAGCCAUAAGUCAGAAUGUAUGAAAUGACAUUUUGUUGAAAGCAUGAAUCAUUCACGACACUCCUUCAUUAUCACCGACCGUACACAGCAGUACCUGCUGGGUACUGACGUGGUUCUCCCGAGCCCCACCUGUUAACCCGUACAUGUAGGACCACCUUUCGGGCAAGAAGUGGGGCAAUGGAAGUAUAGAAUGCGCCGCGGGGGCUGAAUUAAAGAUUUUAUACGUCUUGUUUCCAUGGAAACUUCAGUCUGUUCCUCUCUUUCUAAUGUAGUUACAUGUAAAAAAAAACAAAGACUGCUUCAGUUUAGAAACAAGUGAUGAAAAAACAAAGCUAAGUUAGCUCCUCGAAUGGUCUGAGAUGAGACUGUUUGUGUGUUAAUUGAUGACUAUACGACACGAGUCGGACCGGUUGGUGCGGUUGCUCCAGACAACGCGCGAAUGCAGGACAGCCGGCCCACAGAACAACAACAUGGCGAGAAGAACAACGUUAACAACAGCUUCUGAAGAUGAAGACGAAGAAACGGCGGAAAACCGCGUCUGUUCCCGGACGGACCUGCAGUCGGCUUCCAGCCUGGUUCUGGCCGUGUCCUGUACUCUGUUUGGCGCCUUCGCGUCCCAGUUCAUGGCUCUGAGCAGCCAGGCCGGCGUGCCGGGGCUCCAGCUGAUCUUCCUGAUGAAACUGACGCAGCUCCUGUGCGUUCUCGUGAUCCUGCCGUUCGUCAGACCCAAGCUGACGACGGAAGACGCGCCUCAAGCGCUCACCCUGUCCGCGACGACGGUCACAGACAACCUGGGGACCGUCCUGAUGUUCUUGUCGUUCGUGUACGUGGUGCCGGGCGUCGCGUUCGGCGUGAUCCAGGGCGCGAUCCCGGUGUCCACGGCGUGCGUCGGAUUCCUGUUCCUGGGGGAGCGGCUGGACGCGAUAGACUCGGGCGGGAUCCUGUGCAGCGCGGCCGGAGUGGUGCUGGUGGCGGUGGGGAUGAGCACGGCGGCCGACUCGUCCUCCCACCCGCAGCUGACUCUCGCGAUCGGCAUCCUGCUGCCGCUCGCCGCCGCCUUCACCAAAGGCCCGAAUAACGUGCUGAUGCGCUCCCUGCUGGGCGUGCGCGGCGUGUCCGUGGUGACCGUGGUGCUGUACGUGCAGCUGGCGGGCACCCCGGCGCUGCUAGCGCCCCUCCGAGCGCAGGUGGGGGAGGGGGGUGACCUUGACCGCACGUUCAAGUUCAACACAAAACCAACACAUUUUCCAGCAUGUGGCUUCCAGGAAGCCGCGAUAGGCCCCGGAUGUUGCCCCGCCCACUCACGCGAACUGCAACAUCCCGCGGGUAAAAUUAAAACCAUCUAA
Branchiostoma belcheri (Belcher's lancelet) is the source of this 1396-nucleotide messenger RNA. RefSeq lists its product as uncharacterized. The coding region runs from base 434 to 1396 and encodes 320 amino acids. The record is from RefSeq and is a predicted model, not a curated record. The transcript has 2 exons. Lineage: Eukaryota; Metazoa; Chordata; Leptocardii; Amphioxiformes; Branchiostomatidae.